AUGACUCGAUGCAGUGUAUUCUCCGAGGAGGAGAAUGAGUGGAUGGAGAAGUAUCUACGCGAGUGGGGGACCACCAAGUCGAAGAUUAACUUCAUGUUGAAGAUCUCGCCUCUGUUCUUCAAAGACUUCCCUAUUGAUCCGACGCCAGAGGAGAUAGCGAGUUGUGGAGGAGAUGUCGCGCAGGCGAGGGUGCAUGAGGAUGUUGUGCAGCGCUAUAAGGAACGCAAGGCGCAAAUCAAGACCUGGUUCGCUAACCACAGCCGCGAGCGCGGUACUGGUCCUGACAUUCCUGGCAUCAAGCGUCCCGUACGAUCUCGUGUGCUCUCUCUCGAGACCAAGCCCAGGAAGCCUCAGGAGUAUCAAGCCUGGCAACGCCUGUACUAUCACAACGAAGAUGUGCAAGCGGAAUACAAGGCCGCCUGGGCGCAGGCAAUGAAAGAGGGCUGGACGUCCGAUCAACAGUCGCAAUUUGCCCAGCAGCAUCUCGACGCUGCCGAUCCAGAGAUGCUUCAAGCCGUCCAGGACUAUUGCAAAGAGGGUUAUCUCCAGAGGGACGAUUUAGUCCUUCCGGUUGGCGUCCAGGACACGGAGGAUAUGCGACGAGCAUAUCGCAUGAUGGAAGCUAUCGAUAAUCUACCGCAUACUAUAUCAGCAGCAGCAGAGAGCUGGCAUCGACAGACCGGUUUACAAAUCUCCAUCAUGGUUGGCGGACCCUUCCCGCACUCAGAAACUGCGGAAAUCCAGACCAUGUACUAUGGCGCCGGCAAGAAUCUCCUCGGAUGUGAGUUCGUCGACGUCAACUCGGACUUCAAGACGGACUGGCGAGACGUCUUCCAUACCUUCUGUGAAGGUUCAUACACUUCGCAGGAACGCAUGCGCCGCCGUGUUGUUGUUGCGGCUGAUAAUUCCGCAAAGCCUGGCUCAGCACCUACCGCGAGUUCUUCCGCGGUCCUCCCGCAAGCUGACGAAAACACACCGCCGAUUGGAUGUGCACCUCCUGCCGCCGUCGCUAUGCGACCACAUGAUACUGCAUUAAAACCAGUCAACAAGCCUGCAGACGACGCUAUAAUUGAUCCUCAACUCCUCGGACUCAUUUCGUUCUCGGAUGACACUCAUAUCGAAGCGCCAGCAUCUGUCCCGAUCCAACAGCACCUCCAAGCAGCCUUGCCCCAGACGCCUCACUCGCAGCCUGCGACCACCCCCCCUCCGCCCGUUACGGUCCUCACAGCGCCUAUUCCAGCUUCACCUGAGGUCGCUUCAGGCUCCGGCGAUGUCGGCCUUUCAGGUGCUGCGAUCGGGAUGCCGGUUGUUCAAGACCCCGCAACCCCUUCGCCUACGACGCCUUCCUCGCAGCCUGCGAUCACCUCCCCUCUACCCGUUACGGUCCUCACGGCGCCUCUCCCAACUGCACCUGAGGUCGCUUCAGGCUCCGGCGACGUUGAUCUUGCAGGUGCUGCGAACGGGACGCCGGUUGUUCAAGACCCCGCAACCCUUUCGCCUAUGGCGCCUUCCUCGCAGCCUGCUAAUGCUUCUCCUUCUUCAGUCACCGCCCUCUCUGCACCUCGCCCGGCUGCACCUGAGGUCGUCGCAGGAUCUGUCGGCAUCGGUCCUGCAGGCGCUGCAGUCGGAACAUCGACUCUUCACGAUCCCGCAACCCCUUCGUCCACGACGUCUCCCUCGCAGCCUGCCAGUGCCCUCUCUUCGUCUGUCCCUGCCCCUGCUGCUGCUGAGAUCGCCGCAAGCGGCCCAACCGUCGACUCUCAGGGCAAUGCCGCCCGACCAUCUGUGUCAGAGGAUGAUUCAGAUCAUCCCAUCCUCUCGGUGACAUACUCAGAUCUGGACGAAGAGGAGAACGCUCUGCCUUCAGCAAGAAAAAUCCAGACCCGGGCAUCUUCGCGGCCAAAGAAGCUCAAAAUUACAGGUGCCGAGGGAUUUACUCUCGACUUCUCUCAGCCGACUGGCGACCUCGUCAAGAACAUCAGCUUGUCCAAGGACCUUCCAGAAUACUUCACGGCUGCAGUUGCAUUUUUUGCGGAGGCCGUGACCGAGCCCGCAUUCGUCAACCUGCUUCGAGCCUACAUCCUGUUUGAGGCAAAGGCACGAUUCCUCAGCCGGAACAGUGUUACGAAGUCCUUAAUGCGUCCGUCGAUGACCACGAAGUGGAUCAACAACACCAAGCGCACGACGUAUAUGGUCACCUGCGAUGAACCUCAAAAGGACUUUUUUUCCUGGAAUGCGUGGUGGAUCUCGUUGCAGCCAAGCUGGCGCUGCCGCCCAAGUGCACCACUUUCACGUGCAGUUCCCCGUGGUCAGAGCACCACCUUCCCCGAAAUCAAGAACGGCAAAAACGGGGUCGUCGUCGUCGUACUAACUUUGGUUUGGAUUUUCCUUGGCGCCAUGGCCCGCAACGAGGGCGGGGUCAACGUCAAAGUACUCGAGGCCGUUGAGGAUGUCACCUGGGUCUUGACAUUGGCAACCAAGACGCCCGCGACCGCGGACAUCAACGAACCGCGGCGUACUCAAAAACGCUCCGCGAAGACAGCUGCUAUCAACAACGAAAACGAAGUCCCUGCAAAGCGUACUCGCAAGUCCAAGACCGCGUGA
Molecule: messenger RNA, 2604 nt
Organism: Punctularia strigosozonata HHB-11173 SS5
Lineage: Eukaryota; Fungi; Basidiomycota; Agaricomycetes; Corticiales; Punctulariaceae
Exons: 9
Coding region: 1-2604 (867 amino acids)
Source: RefSeq, a predicted model, not a curated record